Hyaena hyaena (striped hyena) is the source of this 1536-nucleotide messenger RNA. It is a transcript of the gene RNF151, whose product is annotated as ring finger protein 151. Bases 766 to 1497 code for a protein of 243 amino acids. The record is from RefSeq and is a predicted model, not a curated record. Gene Ontology annotation, biological process: regulation of canonical NF-kappaB signal transduction; positive regulation of JNK cascade; tumor necrosis factor-mediated signaling pathway. Gene Ontology annotation, molecular function: ubiquitin-protein transferase activity; zinc ion binding. NCBI's taxonomy places the organism in Eukaryota, Metazoa, Chordata, Mammalia, Carnivora, Hyaenidae. The transcript is spliced from 7 exons. Gene Ontology annotation, cellular component: plasma membrane signaling receptor complex.
GCUCUGCGUGCGCCUGCGCACCUGCGGGCCCCCGGCACCUAGUGCCUGCGCGGCCGCCGCCUGGUUCCCGUUCGCCGCAGGUCGCCGGCGCCCCGCCCUCGGAGCUCAAGCCGCUAGGACACGGGGGGGGAAGCUCUGCUGUCAGCACUCAACGAAGCUGGUGGUCUGGGGCGGCCGCGCGUGACUGCCCUCGGCCCCCCAGCCAUUAGCCUGGGAGGCGCAUCUGUGGACGCAGCGACCAAGGUGUGCUGUGGAGGGGAGACGCUCCGGGGCGUCUCCUCUUCGCGGCCAGUCCAGCUCCGCGUUGGAUGCCACAGAGGGGUACCGCUUGGCUCUCGGAUGUUGGCAGUGGCUCCUGAGUGUCAUGCUGUAAGUGGCAGAGCCACUGUGGGAACCCCUGGUGUGCCGCUCCACACCCCAUUCCUUCCCCAGGAGCCGUAAACACCUGUGAGCUUGGCGGUGAGCUGCGCUGGGCCAGCAAACGACCGGCAACUCUGAGAGCGUUCAGAUUCCCAGCUCACAGGCUGCGUGGCCCCCUGUGGCUCUCAGUAGGGGCCAGGGCCUCUAGGAUUCUGUGAGCUUAACGCUGGCAGUGUACCUGCAGACACUGGUGCUAGAUGGUACAGGGUGCCUACCGGUGGGCCCCGGGCCAAGGCUGUGAUUGGCUUAGCUGGACAAUGCCACUGUGAUGUCAGCCCACUCCUGCUGUGAAAUGGAGGCUCCUGAGCCCUGGAGGUCAGUGGAGCUGCCGUCCAGACACAGAUCAUGAGUGGCGGAUAUGACCUCAACCUCUUCACCAGCCCUCCUGACUGCACCUUGCUGUGCUCCGUAUGCCACGGGGUUCUCAAGAGGCCAGUGAGGUUGCCGUGCAGCCACAUCUUCUGCAAGAAAUGCAUACUCCGGUGGCUAGCCAGACAAAAGACCUGUCCGUGCUGCAGGAAGGAAGUGAAACAGAAAAAGAUAGUCCAUGUAAAUAAACUCCGGAGGACCAUCGGCCACUUGGAAGUCAAGUGCAAGAACGCGGACGCUGGCUGCUUGGUGACGAGCCCCCUGGCCCAUCGCAGGGGGCACCAGGACUCCUGCCCUUUCGAGCUGAUGGCCUGUCCCAACCAGGGCUGCCCUGCACGGGUGCUGCGUGGGGCCCUGGCUGAGCACCGGCGGCGAUGCCCACACGGGGCGCGGCAGCACUGCCCGCUGGGCUGCGGGGCCACCCUGGGCCCAGUGGAGCGCGCCCGCCACAACUGCUACCGGGAGCUGCGCGAGGCCUGGAGCCAGCGGCGCGAGCGCGGCCGGGGCCUGGUGCGGGGCCUGCUGCGGCGCGUGCGCAAGGUGCACCGCGCCACCAGCUUCCUCCGCAGGCAGCUGGCCCAGCUCGGGGACUUCCUGCGGGAGGACGAAGCGCUGAUCGUGGCCGCCCCUCCAGAGGAGCCCGAGGCCACCCCAGAAGGUGGCACUGGGGCCGAGGUGGGGAGGGACCAGGGCCUAGAUACCUUGUAAUUGGAGGCGUAAAUAAACCGCAGCCCAGGCCUGUGCCCC